Notothenia coriiceps (black rockcod) is the source of this 1841-nucleotide messenger RNA. It is a transcript of the gene znf367, whose product is annotated as zinc finger protein 367. Gene Ontology annotation, molecular function: RNA polymerase II cis-regulatory region sequence-specific DNA binding; DNA-binding transcription factor activity, RNA polymerase II-specific. Gene Ontology annotation, biological process: regulation of transcription by RNA polymerase II. The record is from RefSeq and is a predicted model, not a curated record. Lineage: Eukaryota; Metazoa; Chordata; Actinopteri; Perciformes; Nototheniidae. Gene Ontology annotation, cellular component: chromatin; PcG protein complex; transcription regulator complex. The transcript has 5 exons. The coding region runs from base 247 to 1197 and encodes 316 amino acids.
ACGACCCGCUGCGGCGAGAAGGAAACUAACCAUCUUUACAUGCAACUGUAUAUUCUGCGGAUACUUUGCAGCGAACAACGGAUCCAAGAUCUUUAUUUACGACUUUGGAAAUGAAGGACAUAUUCACUCCGGAUUGAAAAAGCGACAUAUUUAUGACUUUCAUUCAUUCAUUCUUUAAGCUAAUCACUAAGGAAGAGGUACAGCUUCUGCAGUUUUUCUUGCUUUUACCGGAGUUUCGACACCCACAUGAUGGCCGAUAACAAGCACCCGCACGUUAUUUUCUGCAACGACUCGCCUAAAAGAGUUUUGGUGUCUGUUAUUAAGACCACGCCGAUCAAACCCAGGAGAGCUGAGGCCCUGACUCCGACAAGUCCCGGAUUCAGUGACUUCAUGGUCUACCCGUGGAAAUGGGGGGAGAACGCCCACAAUGUGUCUCUGAGCCCGGGCUCAGUGAGCGGUGCUUCCUCACCCACCGGAGCCCAGACUGCCAGAGAAGCGGACACGGAGCCAACACCUGAGCAGAUCAGGGAUGGCAUCCGCAGAGGGCGUCCCCGGGCUGACACUGUCCGAGAGCUCAUCAACGAGGGGGAGACUUCUGCCAGUCGCAUUCGCUGUAACAUAUGCAACCGUGUGUUUCCCAGAGAAAAGUCUCUGCAGGCUCACAAGAGGACACACACAGGAGAGAGGCCCUAUCUGUGUGACUACCCAAACUGUACAAAGGCGUUUGUGCAGAGUGGUCAGCUGAAGACCCACCAGCGGCUGCACACUGGGGAAAAACCCUUUGUCUGCUCGGAGAAAGGAUGUGGCAAUCGGUUCACACAUGCCAACCGUCACUGUCCCAAGCACCCUUACUCCCGUCUGAAGCGAGAGGAACCAAAGGAGGACCAGGAGAAGGCUCAGUCUGUGGAUAACAAGGCUGUGGCUGAGUGGCUAGCAAAGUACUGGCAAACCCGUGAGCAGCGUGUCCCCACAACCACCAAGGGGAAGACACAGGGCAAGUCCAGAGCAGAGGACCAGGAGCAGCAGGACCCCAUGGAGUACCUCCAGUCCGAUGAAGAGAACGAGGAAGAUGAAGAACCAGCAGAGGAGGAGAAGGGGAGCCAGGGAGGAGCCGCCAAACGCCGCCUCCAGGAGCAGCGAGAGCGUCUUCAUGGUGCUCUGGCACUCAUCGAUCUGGCCAACAACCUGUCUGCCUGAACCCCUUCCCACUUCCUGAUGUCUGACAUUCCCAUUCCCUCAUCUCUCCAUCCCCAACCCGCCUUCCUGCUGUAUGUGCUGUAGCUAGAAGUGUUCAUGAAUGCAGAUCAAUGACUAGUUUAGUUUAUUCUUGCAAGUUGUAAAAUCUGACUUUGAGAACGAGCUGAACUGGUCUGAGAUCAGUGCUAUGCACAUCAUCAUCUAUUGUCACAGCACCAGGAAGGCACAAGCUAAAGCACCUUAUUCAGCUUCCAUUUUAUCCUUUUAGGCUGCUAUAAUUGUAGAUUUGACUAUAUGAAGAAUGUUUUCUUUCUCCUGUCUUCUAAAGGCAAAGGAAGAGUACCUAUUAUGUUUUGUUUGCACUUUGAUGGUAACGAGUUCUUUGAGUGUUUGUGAGUGUAACCGAGUGUGUAUGAUUGAUGUAUAUAUGGAUUAAGCUCAGAUGGACAGAAUGAUACAGGGUGUGGUCAUUCAUAGGACAUAUGGAUGGCCUCUCAUCAUGCUCCCAGGUUUCAUCUCUAGCAUUGUAAGCACACUUUCACUUCCACUGAUUACAGCAGUGGUGGUAGAAAUGGACUGAGAGUGGUUCAGUUUAAGCAUCACCUUGACAGCAUGCUCUUAGAAGUGAGCGAAUGUGGACUAAA